Lasiosphaeria miniovina is the source of this 1786-nucleotide messenger RNA. RefSeq names its product glycoside hydrolase family 18 protein. Gene Ontology annotation, molecular function: chitin binding; chitinase activity. The record is from RefSeq and is a predicted model, not a curated record. Gene Ontology annotation, cellular component: extracellular region. The transcript is spliced from 4 exons. Gene Ontology annotation, biological process: carbohydrate metabolic process; chitin catabolic process. Lineage: Eukaryota; Fungi; Ascomycota; Sordariomycetes; Sordariales; Lasiosphaeriaceae. Bases 282 to 1463 code for a protein of 393 amino acids.
GCGAUGUGUUUCGCUAACAUCUCCCCAAAUUCCCAUGAGCUUCAUGUAUACCGUAAACAUCAAUGAGCUUUAUUAGGCCACAAUCAAUACCCAGGCACCUACGUAUAAAAACAUCCAUAUUGCCCAGCUUAUUAGGCGAUAGUUACAUCACUCAGAACCUCCCGCAUAUCAACCUUUUUAAUCGCUCUUGAAUCUUGACAGCCCGAUCUAACGAGCGACGCGUCUCAAGCUGCUGAGCGACACACGCCAGUGAUAAGAAAGAGGCUUUGCGGGUGGUUAAUAUGAGAUUUAAUUGGUCCCUCGCUUUGCACUGGCUAUCGUUGUGCAUGGCAGCAGAGGUUGCCAUGAGUUCUCCUCCGAGAUGCAUCAUGUACCUCACUGGACAACACCCUGUCGUGCCCGCGGUUGAACAGCUCAAAUAUGUGACCCAUGUAGCGUUGGCAUUCAUGCGUCCUGGCACAUUUAAUGACCCAGAUGUGUCCGACUGGCCUCUAUUCGCCACUGUCGCCGACCUCCGGCCUAAGUUCCCGGCGGGGACGAAGAUCAUGAUUGCCAUUGGCGGCUGGGGGGACACGCUUGGGUUCUCCGUUGCUGCCACUUCGGCCGAGACCCGCAAGAGGUUUGCCGACAAUGUUGCCCGCAUGGUCAGAGCUACCGGUGUAGAUGGAAUCGACGUCGAUUGGGAGUACCCGGGAGGCAAUGGCGAGGACUACAAGCAGGUUCCAAACUAUGCCAAAGCGUGGGAAAUUCCCGCCUAUCCUCUUCUCCUCUCGGAGCUACGUGCCUCUCUAGGGCCCGACAAGAUCAUCUCUGCCGCAGUUCCCGGGCUCGAGCGCGAUAUGCUGGCUUUUACAAGCCUAACAGUGCCACGCAUCAUGCACCAUCUCGAUUUCCUAAACGUCAUGACAUACGAUCUCAUGAACCGCCGCGAUACUGUGACCAAGCAUCAUACGGGCGUUCAGCUGAGUCUGGAGGCAGUUGAUGCCUAUAUUGCGGCUGGUGCGGACCCCGGGAAGCUAAACCUCGGUUUUGCUUUCUAUACCAAGUACUUCCAGACAGAGCAUGAGGCCUGUGGUAGCGCCGCCUCGCCUGUUGGCUGCCCUACACUUCUUCUGGAAGACCCAGAGACAGGAGCAGAUCUUGGUCGCGGCGGCGGUUUCUCCUGGCAUGAUUCUGUCCCAGAAAACGUCGCCCAGUCAUUUACCAGGGCGCUUGGUGAAGGCACCUAUGACGACCAGCAAGGGGGUUACUACUACUGGGACGAGGCGGAGAAUCUAUGGUGGUCAUUUGACACGCCAGAUGCCAUCAAGCGUAAGUUUCCGCUUGUCUUGGAGAAGAGGGGGCUUGGUGGUGUCUUUGCCUGGGGCUUGGGUGAAGAUGCGCCUCUUUUUGAGCAUCUGGCAGCCUUGAACGAGGGUCUUGCCGAACACUUAAGAUCCAGAGUCGCGAAGGAGGAGUUAUAGGUUGGAUGUUUGCCACUGGUAUAGAGAACGGAAGCGGCUAGCAGGAUUUUGGAAGCAACCACUGCGGUGGUGUGCUGGAUUGUGGAGUGGGUAGGUAAGGUGGCUUAAUGUCGGAAAGCCAUGAGUAACACGUUAGACCGAGCAUACUCUUGGUUGGAAUACUAGUUGGUAUGUGUAGGCGUGGUACGACUGUCGAGGAAUCAUAACCAUAUACGGUUUCGAGUCAAUGCUACCUGCCUACCUGCCUCUUUGCCAGCCCGCCUAGUUGACAGUCUAGACGAGAAGUAUAUGUAAUUUCCAGAUCGAUGGCAAACUAUAUCGUC